Messenger RNA from Acipenser ruthenus (sterlet), 2219 nucleotides. RefSeq names its product TRAF3 interacting protein 2a (gene traf3ip2a). The record is from RefSeq and is a predicted model, not a curated record. The transcript has 10 exons. Bases 212 to 1759 code for a protein of 515 amino acids. NCBI's taxonomy places the organism in Eukaryota, Metazoa, Chordata, Actinopteri, Acipenseriformes, Acipenseridae. Gene Ontology annotation, biological process: positive regulation of canonical NF-kappaB signal transduction; humoral immune response.
AGUGGGGUGGACUGAGAUUUUAAUCAACGUGUGCAGUAUUUGCAUAUACAGACGAAUUGUUAUCAGUACUGUAAUUUGCAUGAAAAAUCGCUUCCUUGUACAAAAACGGUGCUUCAGGUGAAAGCUCUGUUCCUACGAGUUUCCGCGUACUCUGCGUACACAAACUGGGGAAGAGCUGAAUCUUAAACCAUCAGGCAGCAAUACAAGGACAAUGGCAGGUUUUACAGAAACAAGCAUUCCUGUUGAAAUGGAUGAGUCCAUGACAUUUUGUGAUCAAUAUGCAAAGUUUAUAGAUCAGAAAUAUUCACAAAGCAAAGGAGACAAGAUUUGGAAUAAAGGCUAUUAUCCAGUAACUCAUGGGUUCACAGACUAUGAUGAUGUUAAUAAUCAAUGCGCAGGGACGGAACAGCCAUCAAUACACAAUAUGCAGGCUUAUCCGUGCAAUGCAUGCCAAAAAACUAUCCAUUCCAAGCCACAGGAGACAGAAGAGUCAUAUUUUAACAAUGGACCAUCAAGUAGACCUUUACACCACCCAUCUGAUGAUUCUUUGGUUGCUGGGAAACACCAUUCCAACUCAGAGAAGGGUUACCAGGAAGACCCAACUGUUCCUCAAAACAAUUCCGAUUCCCUUGCAAGCCAACCCUCCGUCAACAGACCUCCCUCUGACCUUCCCAGUAAGGACACUGGGUACGAAUCCCAGCAUCAGGACAGCCUGGACAUCCACCUUGAGGAUCCUCCUUUGCCUCUAAUGUCAGACAUCAGUAACCCUGAGGUGGCCAGAGCUUUCAUAUCCAGGAUCAGAGGUGAAGUACCGAGGAUUGAACCUCAAGAAGUUCAUAUGCGCUCUGGUCAUUUUGGACCAGCCCCACAGGUUUGUACAGUGGAAAGCAGACAAGCUCAUCCUGAUCACUGCCCUUCAAUAUAUGGCAUAGACCCCAGAGUGUACACAGCCCCCUAUCCAGCUGGAAGCAGAGCACCAGGCUAUGCCUACCGGCGAUUUCCUGAGUGCCGCCACGAGCCGAGUGAGGAGGAAGUCGGACAGGAGCAGUGCUGGGAUCCCCCUUUGCCUAGAUUUCACAAUGCUCAGAAAGGUGGUUACAGUUUGAAUGAGUCCAUCCCUUGCAACAUGCACCUCGGACCUCGUCCGGUUGGAAUUAUGCCUCAGGGUAACCUCAUUCCAUCUCCCCCCAUGGCACACACCGUGGGCAGCAAUAUUGAAAGCCAGGGCACGCUGAAGACCAUCAACCUGCCAGAUGAAUGCCGCAAAGUAUUUGUAACUUAUUCUGUGGACACAGUCUGUGAAAUAAAAAACUUUGUGAACACCCUGAGGGUGAAUGGCUUUCAGACAGCAAUUGACAUAUUUGAAGACGCAGUGAGGGGCAUUGACAUCAUCAAAUGGAUGGACAGCUACUUGAAAGAUAGCUCGGUGGUGAUAAUUGUAGCUGUGAGCCCCAAGUACAAGCAAGACAUAGAGGGAACAGGCUUGGAGCAGCUGAAAGAUGAUCACGGAUUGCACACCAAAUACAUCCACACAAUGAUGCAGCUUGAGUUCAUCCAGCAAGGGAGCAUGAAUUUCCGAUUUAUCCCUGUGCUUUUUCCAAAUGCUUCCAAAGAGCACGUCCCUGGCUGGUUACGGAACACACACAUCUACAGGUGGCCUCAGGAUGAGAAACGGCUCCUGCUGAGGCUGCUGAGGGAGGAGGAAUACAUUGCACCCCCCGUGGGGAAGCUGCCCACCCUCCAGAUCAAACCAGCGUGAUGUCUUACCAAGCCCUCCGUGCCAUCCCUCACACCUCACUCGGGAUACACCACCUUCCUUGUCUGAUUGUAUUUUUGCUGCUGUUCAGGUCUUUCUGUAACAGUAGCUUCUGGUUCAAGAGUUGUCUAUUACACUAAAAGCUCUUUACAAAUAGAAUGCUGUUGUUAGCAGAGCAACGUGGUAGGGGUACAGAAAUACUGGGUGAUAUUUGCUCAUGUAGUGUUCUGGCUCCUAGGUUGCUUUUUCUAGUAUAUUUUUUUGGUUCAGUGAUUGGCGACUUUUUACACUUUUUUGUUUCAGCCACACCUAGGUCUUUGUCAAUGGUUUCUGUGCUGUCUUUAGUACAAUGACAUGCAAUAAUAUACUGUACAUCUCCCCGUCCUCCCGUGCAAAACAGUGUGGUUUGAUUUAUUUAUUUUUUAUUAAUUUUGUUGCUUUUCACAUUAAAUCGAAAAAAAUA